This is a messenger RNA of Sesamum indicum (sesame), 3149 nucleotides long. It is a transcript of the gene NPGR1, whose product is annotated as no pollen germination related 1. Lineage: Eukaryota; Viridiplantae; Streptophyta; Magnoliopsida; Lamiales; Pedaliaceae. The record is from RefSeq and is a predicted model, not a curated record. Gene Ontology annotation, molecular function: protein binding.
CUGAGAACAAACAACUGACAUCAAACCCCAAAAAAACAUUGCAGGAAAACAGAGAGAAUCUUAAUACAGCUGCAGCUGCUCUGCGUUCUCUGCAACACCAACACCCCCUCCUCCCCCCACCAAUGCAGACCGCUCUGUAUGGUCAAAACACCAAUUACCCCCAAGCAAACAUUUUUCCUCGCGAUAAUGAAAAAGUUCAAAAUGACCCAUCAAAUUCAAACUCAGAUCUCCAAAAAGCAAAGCAAAAUCCCAUUUUUUUGAAAAUCCCUUUUCUGCUUUCACAUCCGUGAUUAUAACCCACGUCGUGUUAUUAAUGAGAGACGCCAAAUGUAGCGAAGCUUUUUCAGGUUUUGUGAGCUGAAGCUUGCCUCUUUCUUGUAAAGCCAUACCCUUUCUUCCAUUGCCUCUGUCUGUUCUUAUUCUUCCUAGACUUCGUCAUCACUUCUUUUUCUUCUUGUUUCAAUGUUUUAACUAGUUUUGGAUUUUUCUGUAUGGGUUCUUUAAUCUCGGUUUUUAUCUCAAGUGUUGCUGUGGUAAUGCUUUGGAACUUGAAUGCUAGUCAUAAACGCAAUUCUUGAAAUGUAUUGUGUUCUUUGACAAUGGUCAAGUUAAAGGUAGAAAGAGUGCUGGUAAAGAGUCAAUUACUUGCCUUUGAGGGAUAAUUUGAUUGCAAGAAGCGUGAGUUUCUUCGUGUUUUCUGGGGGUCCCAAGAGGAAAGAAAGAAAAAGAAGAAAAGAUGCUGUGUGCUUGUUCUGGAGAGCAAUUCAAACUUGAAGAGGCAGUGCCACAGUCUCCAGAGUCACUGGCCACAAGGGAUUUCUCUGCCAGUGGCCUUUCAUCAAGAACUGGAACUGUUGAUUGGGAAUCAAAACUUGAAGAUGCUCAAGUAGAUGAAGCUGAGUCUACAUUGAAGGAGGCUCUUUCUCUAAAUUAUGAGGAAGCUAGAGCAUUGUUAGGGAGGCUCGAAUACCAAAGAGGUAAUUUUGAUGCUGCCCUUCAAGUGUUUCAAGGAAUUGACAUUAGACUCUUGUCACCAAGAAUGUCUAAGGCCAUUGCUGAGAGAACUCGGCCCCGAAAAUUGCGUUCCAAAGACAGAAAUGUGCUGGCUGGCGUAAUGUCACUACAUUCAGUGAGCCUACUUCUUGAAGCAAUUUUACUUAAGGCAAAAUCUUUAGCUGAGCUGGGACGUGUUAAAGAAGCUGCGAGAGAGUGCAAGAUUAUCUUAGACACAGUCGAAUUAGCUCUGCCUAAUGGUAUAUAUCGGGAAAUCAAUGAAGAUAGCAAGUUGCUGGAGAUGUUUCACAGGGCAAUGGAGUUGCUUCCUAAGCUAUGGCUGCAGGCGGGAUCUCUAGACGAAGCUAUUGCUGCAUAUCGAAGGGCUCUUUUAAAGCCUUGGAACUUAGAUCCCCAAAGACUCGCAAAAGUGCAGAAGGACUUAGCUGCCACAUUGCUCUAUGGAGGUGUCGAAGCUGGCAUUCCUUCUGAGUAUAAACCAUGGGGAUCAACGUUCCCAAAAAGUAGUAUAGAGGAAUCAAUUCUUCUGUUGUUUAUACUUAUGCGGAAGGUUCUGCAUGGUGAAAUAGAGUGGGAUCAAGAAGUUAUGAAUCAUUUAACUUUCGCACUCACAAUCUCUGGUGAAUUCGUGUCUUUGGCGGAUCACGUGGAGCAGGUUCUUCCAGGUAGAUACAAUCGAGUGGACAGAUGGUACUUUCUUGCUCUUUGCUACAGUGCUGCAGGUCAGAAUCAAACGGCAGUUAACCUUCUAAAGAAAGCAUCAGGGUUUUCGGAAGAUAACAGCAAACCCCAUUUAGCAUCAUUCUUGCUAGGAGCAAAAUUAUGUGCUCAAGAUCCAAACGAAUCUUCUGAAGGGAUAAAUUUUGCACGAAGAGUUAUUGAUGUUUCGAUGGACCAAAAUGAGCAUAUACUAAGCCAAGGCCAUAAGUUUCUCGGGAUCUGCUAUGGAAAUGUAGCACGGACCUCUGUUUCUGAUAUUGAGAGAGUCACUUUACAUAGAGACUCACUUAACUCCUUAAACCAUAUUUCUCUGGCUGGGGCUAAGGAUCCAGAAAUUAGCCUUAGCCUCGGGCUAGAAAAUGCCAUCCAAAGGAACUUGACUCCGGCCUUUGAGCGAGCAAUGCUAUACUCAAAGAUGACUGCUGGAAGUUCGGCAAGAGGUUGGAAACUGUUGGCUCUUAUUGCAUCUGCCGAGCAGAGACUAAAAGAUGCAGAAGCCAUCAUUGAUCUUGCCUUGGAUGAAACUGGGAAUAUUGACCAGCUUGAACUUCUGAGGCUGAAAGCUGUCAUUCAGAUUGCUCAAGAACAACCGAAGCAAGCCAUUGAAACCUACAGGAUUUUGCUAGCAUUAAUUCAGGGACUCAGUGAACAUCAUGACGAAAACACCAGUAAGUUACAAGCCGAGAGGACAUUAGAAUUAGAAGCAUGGUUGGAUUUGGCUGGACUCUAUUCAGACCACGAGCUAUGGCUUGAUUCGGAUAUUUGCAUCAAAAAAGCCAAGGCAACUAAGUUCUACUCCCCUCGUUGUUGGCAUGCAACAGGAAGACUCUUUGAAGCCCAAGAACAACAUAAAGAAGCAGUAAUCGCAUUCUCAGUUUCUUUAUCAAUAGAACCGGACUACGUCCCCAGCAUCAUCUCAACUGCUGACGUACUAAUAAAGAUGGGCAAUAAAUCACUCCCUAUUGCAAAAAGCUUCAUAAUGAACGCACUUCGUUUGGAACCCACGAACCAUGAGGCAUGGUUUAAUCUUGGGUUGAUCUAUAAGAUGGAAGGUUUGGUGCAGCAAGCAGCUGACUCGUUUCAGGCUGCACAUGAGCUAAAGCUCUCUGCUCCUGUUCAAAGCUUCCACUGACAGUAACAGCCAUUUGGUUUCAAUCAGACACAGAAAUCCUUAGUUUUGAUAAAGCUUAAACAAUCGCAUUGCAGAAGCUGCUUCUUAACUAUUGGUCGUACUGGGAAACACGGUCCUGUGAUUAUUCUUGUUUAUCAACUUUGUACAGGUGACUGUUUUUUGAAUGGAAAGGCACUCUCUUUCAUCUGAAUGGACAAGGUGAUAUGUGCAUUAUACUUGGAUUCAACAGACAUAGGGAGUGUUAUGCGAAAAUUUUUACUUUUAGAAAAGUGAUUUUUUGUAG